This is a messenger RNA of Cutaneotrichosporon oleaginosum, 321 nucleotides long. RefSeq lists its product as uncharacterized. NCBI's taxonomy places the organism in Eukaryota, Fungi, Basidiomycota, Tremellomycetes, Trichosporonales, Trichosporonaceae. The record is from RefSeq and is a predicted model, not a curated record.
AACGGGACCGGCGAAAGCCGAGGGGCCACAAGCAAGGAUCCGCACACGUCCCUACUCACGGUUGACAUAGUGCAUCUGGGCGGUGCCGGGAUACCCGCGCCUGAUGGUGUCAGCCCACGCGGCGAUGGGCGCGAGGUGGCAGUGCGCCGCCUCGGGAAGAAUGUGGCAAAGCUUGUCGCGGACUUGGGGGUGGAGGUGGAUCUGGGCGAUGGUGGCGACGAUCUCGUGGCCUGGUGUAAGCGAGGAACUCGAGUGCGAGGCGGGCGGAUAAGUAAGAGCAAGUUUGGCGUUAAGACGCUACAUCGUUGACGGGUAAGUGAA